AUGAUUUUUCCUUCUCUUACUCAUUUUUUUUGUCACUUCUUUCCUUCGUCUCGACUAUUCGUUUAUGUUUUUGAAUUGACGUUUCUUCUUUUUAUUUGUUUUCAUUUUUUUUAUUUUAUUUCAGUUUUCCUCUCUUUUUUUUCUUUUCACUUUUCCUUUUUAUUAUAUUCUUUUUCUCUCUCUCUAAACUCUUUGUUUUCAUUUUUUUUUUGUUUUAUGGUGCUCUCUAUCUUUCUUAUUUUUGCCGCUUGGUCUCUUCUUUCUUUCUUUCUUUCUUUCUUUCUUUCCUUUUGUCUGUCUAUUUUCUUAUUUUAUUUCUGUCUUAUUUUACGUUUUGUUUGUUAUUUUCUUUCUUUCAUACGUUUUUUCUUUUUUGUUCUUUCACCUGUCCAACAGUUUUUUUUUCUUUUUCUCUUUCUUUGUCUUCAUAUUUUCUUAAUUUAUUUUUUGUUUUGUUUUCAUUUUCUUCCCUUCUUUCAUGUGGUCGUCGUUUUUUUUAACUUUUCUGUCCUUCUUUCUUUCUUUCUUUCUUUCUUUAUUUAUUUAUUUAUUAUUCCUUCCUCCUUCCCUCCUUUCUUCUUUCUUUCUUUUUUCAUUUUUUCCUAUCUCUUUAUGAGUCUAAAGUUACCUUUUUUUUUCUUUUUAUAUAUUUCUUUAUUUGUAUCUGUAUGUUUUUCUGUUAUUCUGUCUUCCUUCUUGCUUCCAUUUUCUUUCUUUCUUCUUUUAUUCAACAAUCUCGCUUUAUAUUACUUCGUUCACUCCUUCUUUAACACUUUCGAAUCGGGACGUCAGAAUUAA
This is a messenger RNA of Acanthosepion pharaonis, 798 nucleotides long. The record is from the annotation of a GenBank genome assembly. Lineage: Eukaryota; Metazoa; Mollusca; Cephalopoda; Sepiida; Sepiidae.